This is a messenger RNA of Salvelinus fontinalis (brook trout), 893 nucleotides long. Its product is annotated as nucleoside diphosphate kinase A-like. The record is from RefSeq and is a predicted model, not a curated record. NCBI's taxonomy places the organism in Eukaryota, Metazoa, Chordata, Actinopteri, Salmoniformes, Salmonidae. Gene Ontology annotation, biological process: CTP biosynthetic process; UTP biosynthetic process; GTP biosynthetic process. Gene Ontology annotation, molecular function: nucleoside diphosphate kinase activity. The coding region runs from base 114 to 569 and encodes 151 amino acids. The transcript has 5 exons.
AAAGCAAGAAACACUCGUACAAUCUGCCUUGGAUAACUGAAAGCACAGCAUUAGCGGAAGUAACCCGUAUAGCUCACUGUCCGUCGUUAAGAGAGGCUCAGUCAUCAAGCGCCAUGUCAAACGAGGAGCGGACUUUCAUUGCCGUCAAGCCAGAUGGAGUUCAGAGGAGACUUGUCGGAGAUAUCAUCAAGAGAUUUGAGCUAAAGGGCUUCAAAAUGGUGGGGAUGAAAUUCAUCCAGGCCCCAGAGUCUCUGCUGAAGGAGCACUAUGCCGACCUGAAGGACAGACCUUUCUUCCCUGGUCUCGUCAGCUACAUGACCUCAGGCCCAGUGGUGGCUAUGGUGUGGGAAGGGUUAAAUGUGGUGAAGACAGGCAGAGUGAUGCUGGGCGAGACCAACCCUGCAGACUCCAAACCCGGCACCAUCCGAGGAGACUACUGCAUCCAAGUGGGCAGGAACAUCAUCCAUGGCAGUGACUCCGUAGAGAGUGCUAACAAAGAGAUCAAGCUGUGGUUCAAACCUGAGGAGCUGUACAGUUACACUAGCUGCUCCAGCAGCUGGCUCUACUGAGGAGCUGUACAGUUACACUAGCUGCUCCAGCAGCUGGCUCUACUGAGGAGCUAAAGGCUACAAAUUGCCCCCAGGCACAGGUCUAGGAUCAGUUUACCAUCCAUAAGAAGGGAAGGGGGAAUAUAAGGGGGCAUUAGAAGGGGGAAUAUAAAUCUCUUCCUGGCCACUGAGGACCACACCACUUCCUGUUCAUCUUCUGUACCCAUUUGUAAUUGGUCCAUCGCUGAUUCCAUUCAUUCCUCUGGACAUAGUUGUCAUAGUGAAAAUGUUUUUUAUUGUCAUUUGUUCAACUUUCCAAUAAAUAAAUAAAAUCACAACCCCUUA